Molecule: messenger RNA, 519 nt
Organism: Emericellopsis cladophorae
Lineage: Eukaryota; Fungi; Ascomycota; Sordariomycetes; Hypocreales; Bionectriaceae
Product: Signal peptidase complex catalytic subunit
Exons: 3
Coding region: 1-519 (172 amino acids)
Cellular component (GO): membrane; signal peptidase complex
Molecular function (GO): serine-type endopeptidase activity
Source: RefSeq, a predicted model, not a curated record
AUGCUUUCCGCCCUAGGCAACCCUCGCCAGGCCGCCGCGCAGGUCUUGAACUUUGCGCUCGUGCUGUCCACAGCUUUCAUGAUGUGGAAAGGCCUCUCUGUCGUAGCCGACUCGCCCUCCCCGAUCGUCGUCGUCCUCUCCGGCUCGAUGGAGCCCGCGUUCCAACGCGGCGACCUGCUCUUCCUCUGGAACCGAAACCUGCUUCAAGAAACUGCCGUGGGCGAAGUCGUGGUAUACAACGUGAAGGAAAAGGAUAUUCCCAUUGUGCAUCGCGUGGUGCGCAAGUUUGGAACAGGUGACGAGGCAAAGCUAUUGACAAAGGGUGACAACAACCAGGCAGACGACACGGAGCUUUAUGCGCGGGGCCAGGACUUCUUGGAGCGCAAGGACAUUAUCGGGUCGGUGGUGGCAUACAUGCCCUUUGUGGGCUACGUGACGAUCAUGCUGUCAGAGCAUCCGUGGUUGAAGACGGUGAUGCUCGGCAUCAUGGGCUUGUUUGCUAUAUUGCAGAGGGAGUAG